Messenger RNA from Colias croceus (clouded yellow), 4187 nucleotides. RefSeq names its product protein EFR3 homolog cmp44E (gene stmA). The coding region runs from base 273 to 2795 and encodes 840 amino acids. Gene Ontology annotation, cellular component: plasma membrane. The record is from RefSeq and is a predicted model, not a curated record. The transcript is spliced from 20 exons. Gene Ontology annotation, biological process: protein localization to plasma membrane. NCBI's taxonomy places the organism in Eukaryota, Metazoa, Arthropoda, Insecta, Lepidoptera, Pieridae.
AUUUUCAUAAUAGUGUUUAUUUAUUAGUGUUCUUAUUUAAAAGUGCAAGGUGAUAUUUGACUGUAAUUAUUAUUUUGCGGAAUUUAAUGAUGUGAUAUCUAAAAUAUUUUUUUAGUCUUCCACGAAUAUAAUAUUAAAUAUUUCAAUAUUCUUAGAUACAUGCAUGGAAUAUGUAGAAGAUUUUGAUAGAGUUAUAUUUUCUUAUGUUUAAUUGAUAUUACAAAAGAAUAUACACAGCUUGAUGAAGUGUAGUGAAAAAAAAUCAAGAAAAAAUGUCUUUCGUAAAGUGUUGUUUUGAAGCGGGCGAAGGUCAUGAUAUUUUGGAGUCAUUCGUUCAAAAAUGCACAGACCCUGGCUGUUGCUGCGGAUGUUGUUCCGCUCUCCGACCCAGAUACAAGCGGCUGGUGGACAACAUAUACCCCGCGUCCCCGCAGGAUGGUCUCGUCAAGUCCAAUAUGGAGAAGCUUACCUUCUAUUCGCUGUCCAGUCCGGAGAAACUGGACAGGAUCGGGGACUAUCUGUUCCAGAAAGCUUCUAGGGAUAUCUAUAGACGGAGGCAUGGGUUUGUUAUAAUAUCCAUGGAGGCGAUGGACCAAUUGCUCUUAGCUUGUCAUUCGCAAACUCUGAACCUAUUCGUGGAGAGCUUUCUUAAAAUGGUUCAGAAACUUCUGGAGUCUACGGACCCUCAGCUGCAGAUACUCGCCACUCAGAGUUUCGUCCGCUUCGCGAACAUAGAGGAGGACACGCCAUCAUACCACCGGCGGUACGAUUUCUUCGUGUCCAAGUUCUCAGCGAUGUGUCACAGCAAUCACAGCGACAAGCCGACCAGGGACAGCAUUCGGCUGGCUGGCAUUAGGGGCCUGCAGGGGGUGAUAAGAAAAACGGUGUCAGACGAUCUCGUAGAGAACAUAUGGGAGGCUCAACAUAUGGACAAGAUUGUGCCGUCUCUGCUUUAUAACAUGCAGGGCGCAGAAAAAUACGAAACUGUAUCGUGCAUGGAGAGUGAAGGCGAGGAAGGCAGGGUUGCUUGUGUGGAACCGCCGCGCCUCGCUGAGGCGUGCCUCAGGGAGCUCGUCGGCCGUGCCUCGUUUGGGCACAUACGAUCUGUGUUGCGGCCUGUGCUUACGCACUUUGACCGUCACGAGCUGUGGGUACCAAACGACUUCGCCGUUCACGUAUUCAAGAUUAUCAUGUUCUCCAUUCAGGCGCAAUACUCAUACAGUGUGGUGGAAGCUCUGAUGCAGCACCUGGACGCCGGCUCGGGGGGUGUUGGGGGUGUUGGGGGUGUCGGCAAGACGAGGGUCCGGGCUGCCCGGGCCACGGUGCUGAGUAACAUCGUGGCUAUAGCCGCUGGCGAUAGUGUUGGUCCAUCCGUAUUGGAAAUCAUUAAUAACUUGCUGACCAACUUACGCGCUUCUGUGGCGAGAGACUCUGAAAAAGAAUCAGACGAAAAGCUCUACCAGGAAGCGCUAAUAAACGCUCUAGGAGAAUUCGCAGACCAUUUACCCGACUUCCAGAAAAUAGAUAUAAUGAUGUUCAUAGUGAGCAAGAUUCCCAGUUCUCAGCGGGGUAAGGGGACCAAAGCGGAUGCUAUGCUGCAGAGCAUCUUGCUGAAGUCAUUGUUGAAGGUGGGCACAACAUACAAAACGACGGAACUAAGUAAAGCUUUUCCCGCGGCGUUUCUCGAGGCGUUGCUUCGCGUGAGCGGAGCGAGCGAAGCGAGAACGAGAGCGUUGUUGCAGCGAAUAUUGCACACCCUACUGGAUAGACGGGCUAAUGCCCCGCUGCUUAUUGUGCCCACGGUGGAAUAUGCGGAAUUAGGGCUCACAGUGGAAAAGUGUUCCCGCCCCGAUCUAAUUUUCAUCAGCAAGCAUGGUUACGCUAUAUUCAGCUCGUUGUAUGAUGGUCUUCAACUGGAAUCGAACACGGCUGAGAACAUAUCGGCUAUAUACACGACCCUGGCUUUGCUCGCCAUCGAACUGGCUUCAGAAGAAACUGUAUGUGACAUGCUACAGUUGAUUUUGUCUAUCCAACAGUCGGCGAUAUCGAACCCGGUACUAUCCACAUCGCAGCAAUGCCACUUGCACGCUAUAAGCAUUGCGCUGGCUGCGCUCGUGCCCCACGUGCUAGCCCUACCACCGUUGGCUGAUUAUGUUAAACAGAUAAUAGAAGCCCGUUUGGAAGAAGCCCCACACAUGUUGCCCCCACUCCUCGAUGAGUACGACCACGUGCCUCCAGCUAAAGCACCCAAUAAAUUGCCGUAUUUGAUGAUUGAUCAGAUGGCGCUAGGCGAGUGUCUCAAAGCGUGCGGAAUUGAAGCGAGUCGGCUACAAUCUCCGUCUCCAUACACCAGCGGUAGUGCGGUCAGUUUGGCGCAUAGACACAGCUGGGUUGAGGCUGGUGCUGCCCAGGGCCGCGACAGCUUAGCUGAUAUAUCAGCGGGGCCCGUCACUGAGUUGGACAGCGCCAACAGCUCGCCUGGAGUGCAGCGGCAUCCAAUGCAAAACGAGAACGUAAGUCUGGAAGCUCUCCGCCGCGCCGCGAGCGGACCGAGCGAAGCGGAGCGACGGGACGCGGAGAGGAAGAGGGUUACACUCAAUAACACGUUCAGGACUGCGCCGUUUGAUCACUUGCUGCAUAUCACACAGCCUAAGUACGAGAUCCAAGAUAAACUAGAAGAGAUAUUCAACUCGAUAUCCGAAGAGCCGCUCUUACCGGUGGGUGCGGGGUCACCUAGCGGAAAACCGCCCCCACAACCGUAUACAAAGUAUCUCACUGAGCUGUUCUUGUAUUGAGAUGGAAGAUACAACGUCGAAGAACUUGGUCUUUUUAUUAUAAUAUCAAAUUAAUUAUACCCAAUAGCUUUCUCAAUCUAAUAUAUUAUAAGGGUUUAAAUAUUGGUGGUUAUGUGGUUUAAAGUUUGGGAGUUGAAACUAUAUUACUAUCAAAAUCUCAUCAUUAUUGUAUUAGCAGUUUUCAAGGUUUUAGGAAUCAACAAAAUAACCAUAGUUUAACAGACAAUAAUAUAAUCACAGUUUAAAAAACAGUGCUUUUACUAUAUAAUACGCUGAACGUUAGUUUAAGUUAAACUAUGGUUAAUUUGUUGGUUAAAUUUUAUAAAUGUUGAGUGGUUAUAUUAGUAAAAUUAUUACAAAUGGUGGAAAGGUUCGAUCCCAGGUUAAGUUUAAGUUAAAAUUCUAUGCAAUAACUUAAAUGCUAAUUUCUUAGUACAAAAUGGCUGGUAUCAAAAGUGGAAUUAGAUAUAUUUUUAAUAUAAUUGUUUUCACUGUAUAAAAUUAUUGUUUUCCCCACUCGCACUUGUGUAAAAGGCUAUCAGAGUAAAGGAGAAAGACGAUUUAUUUAUUUAUCUAUAUAUUAACAUUUUUUUAUUGAGUACACCCCAAAACCAGAUUAUUCUAAACGUUUUUGUAAUGAAACUCAGUGUUAGAGAAAUUGUAUUUCUUCAAACUUUCUUUAAAAUGUUAAAAAUUAUUUUAUCUGUAAUAAAAUCAAUACAGUGAAAUAUAAAACCUCCUUUUAUGUAGUCGCUAAAAAUUUGAAAAUGAAAAAUGAAAUUGAAAAAUUAUUUAUUUCACCAAAAACACAAUAACAAUACAAAGGACAAUGAGUAAUGGUGGGCCCACCUCUCAAUAGAAGUGAGAAACUCAUGAAUGAAUUGGUAUUUUUAUACCGAAUAAAACUUAGUAUUACAUCAAAGGUUAAAAGUACUUUCGGAGUUAUACUGUCAUAAAAGUGAUCCCAAUCCCUGCAAUUAAUUAUCGUAGUUUACUUCAAUAUAUUACCGAAUAGUGUUAGAACCGUAUUACAUGUAAAUUAUUAAUUACCGUAAUAAUUAUAUUAUAAUUUACCGUAUUAAUUGAUCGAAACCAAGUUGGAAGAAACGCGAUAACACAAUAUUAUUGUACUGCUUGACCGGACGGCGAACUGUAGGUACUUGCGCUCAUAUAAUAUCUUUGAUUUGGUACCUAGGAGUUGGGAAUUGGGAUAUAUCAACCAUUCCUGGCCCCCGCGGCUUUUUUAAACGAUGUAAUUGUAAUCGAUGUACAGGACGACGAAUAAAUCUUAUUUAAAGUGAAAUACGUGUAUUAUUACCAUUGUACCUUAUAAAAAUCCAUAAAUAAUAAGUUAGAUUAAAAUACUUUAAGACGCCGAAAGUACUAACAUUU